AAACACUUGUGUUGUCAUCGCUUAUUUUGGUGUAAACAGGAACAGUCUAGAAUUUCGACCAAAUGUGAUUUAUGGUUUAAUAUACUGGUACAUUUAGGCUAGAUUCCUCUUAAAAACUGGUAAAUUACAGAAACAAACUGGAUUAUUUACCUCGUUUACAGAAGUCAACAAAAUUCAGGGCGCCAUGCUAGAGGGUGAUGUGGACAUUCAAGUGGACCGGGACACCACGCGGCCCACACGCGCCUGGGACCGCAUCGCCGUCAAACAGACGGUCACUAAGGUUACUCCACUAGACCCGGCCAUGCCCCUUAGUGAGGGAAAGCUGAGGGUCGUGUGUAUCUCGGACACCCACAUGCGACUAGAGGCCCUGCCUCAUCCCGUGCCGUCUGGGGACAUUCUUCUGCAUGCGGGAGACUUCACAAAUACCGGACUUCCGACAGAGAUCAAGGCGUUUGAUGAUUUCAUGGGUACAUUGGAUCACCCUGUGAAGAUUGUGAUUGCCGGAAACCAUGACCUAACCCUGGAUAAAGACAUGGUGAAAAACAGGCGGGAAUACCUUAAAACAAAUUUUCGAAUAACAGAGAAAGUGUAUGAGGAGGUUUUGGAGAGGCUUGGUGUGACCGGAAGUCAUGAGCUGCUCACGAAUUGCGUGUAUCUGGAGGAUGCCGGGAUAGACGUAUGUGGUCUACAUGUGUACGGCUCGCCAUGGCAGCCGGAGUUCUGUGACUGGGGUUUCAAUCUCCCCCGGGGCCAGGCGUGCCUAGAGAAGUGGAAUCUCAUACCCGAUAAAACAGAUAUCCUUAUUACUCACGGACCGCCCAUUGGCCAUGGUGAUGCGUGUUUCGACAAACAACGGGCGGGAUGCGUGGAGCUUCUGGCGACAGUCCAACGCAGGGUACGGCCCAGGCUCCACUUGUUUGGCCAUAUACACGAAGGUUACGGCGUGACGUCAGACGGCACGACGACGUUCGUGAACGCAUCCACGUGUACACUACGUUACAAACCGGACCACGCGCCUCUCGUGUUCGACGUUUCCAUACCCCCGGGCCACACAAAAGCGGAACUCGCCCAGAUAAAACCGCACCGCCUUGUCCGCUAGCAACCUAUGGCCACACAUGAGAAAAAGGCUUCGUGACGCAUGUGUUUCAUGGCAAUGAGGCUAAUUGUGAUAAAUGAACACUGAAUGUUCAUUCAAUAUGAUAUGGUAUGACUUCUCAAAUACUUUACUAUAAUUGAUUGAAUAUAUGUGCACAUUUAAUGUUUAUAUACGAGUUGGAUGUUAUUAUAUAUACUUUUUAUUUUAUUAUAAUAAAUUAACUCAAGUGAA
Mya arenaria is the source of this 1327-nucleotide messenger RNA. RefSeq names its product metallophosphoesterase domain-containing protein 1-like. The transcript is spliced from 8 exons. Gene Ontology annotation, molecular function: hydrolase activity. NCBI's taxonomy places the organism in Eukaryota, Metazoa, Mollusca, Bivalvia, Myida, Myidae. The record is from RefSeq and is a predicted model, not a curated record. The coding region runs from base 185 to 1099 and encodes 304 amino acids.